GCGGCGGGCGGUUGGGCGCGGUGUGUGUCAGGCGGUUCCACCAUGUCGAAGGUGUCCUUUAAAAUCACGUUGACAUCGGACCCGCGGCUACCGUACAAAGUUCUCAGUGUUCCUGAAAGUACACCGUUCACAGCAGUGCUGAAGUUUGCAGCGGAAGAAUUUAAAGUUCCUGCAGCUACAAGUGCAAUUAUUACUAAUGAUGGAAUAGGAAUAAAUCCUGCACAGACUGCUGGGAAUGUUUUUCUGAAGCAUGGCUCAGAGCUGCGAAUCAUUCCUAGAGACCGAGUUGGAAGCUGCUAAUAUAUGCUUCUUGGAAUACACAGCCUUUCAGAAUAUAUACUGGUAUUUGUUGGUGGUGUACCAUUGAAAUCAGGCAUUCACAAUACAAUGAAAGCACCAAGAAUCCACGGAACAGGGCAAGUUGACGCUUGUCCCUUCUUGUUCAUUUUUCUCAUGGAAAGAGAGAAUGCCUUUGAGUGGAGGUACCACACCACAGGUCACACCAUGGUGACUGCUGCCUCACUGGGAGAGAGUACCUCUGUGACAAAUGGACUGUGCUUUAAAACAAAAACAGCAAAACUGGAGGAUGAGUGCUAAUUCUUUUCAGGAACGUUUGCAAAAUUAAAAUACACAGAAUCAGAUGUGUUUUCUGAUUUUGAAAUUUAAAAGGAUAAUUGAUCAUAGAGGCAUUUAUUUGGCUUGCCAGCAUCUCCUAGUUAGAUUUUUAAAUUCUAUAAUUCUAGGUGAACUUAAUAGGCAUUUGAAUGAACAGUUAAAUUUAUAAAACCAAACAUUAAAUUAUGGGAUCUCACCAUUAUAAGUUGCUGUUGUGCAUCACAUAGCUUCGAUAAGAGAGAUCUUGUGAAAUCAAGUGUGUCAUGGUGGGAACUACCACAGAAGCACCCUUAGCUAUAUUAUGAAUUCCUUGAUAAAUAAUAAAGUUUUAAGUCAGAAAUCAUUAAACCAUUCUUUUUGAGGAUUCUAUUUUUGAGCAGCAUCCAAAAGUGUUGUUACAGAGAUGAUCCGAAGCAUUGAUGGAGUGUCCUUAAUGAAGAGGGAACUUUAAAGAAGCUGUUAGCAUUAGUCACAAGUGGAUAAAGAACCAGGGAAGCAAAGAUAGCCAGGCUCUUCCCAGAAGAGCAGAGGAAGUGGGGAGAAUCAGGAGGCUGGCAGUGUCCAAAGGCAGGAGAAGUCCGAGGACAUAGCUGUAGCAGGGCUGGGAAAAUGUAAAAGGGAGAAGAGUACUGGGCACGGGGUCAGAAGGCAACUGCACACACAUCAAAACUCACUGUAGCAAUCUACAAGGAUUUACAUAAGAUUUCAGGGCUGGGACUCUGUGCCCAGUACUCUUCUUCAGAAUGAAGGAGGUUACCAACUCCCCAGAGUCCUCCUCUAUCCUUAUGUAGACAUCCAGAUGUGAGCCAGUCCCCUCCCACAAUAACUAUCCGCCUUUAUGCAGGAAGUCCGUGUCUGGCACGUGUUUCAGGAUGAAUUAAAUGCUGACAGUGACUGAGAGCUAAGCAGCUCUGCUUUAGUGGGUGAGCUCUUUGGAGGUGAGGGUUUGUCACAUGUUCCCUAGAACUAGAGCUACAGGUUCUCAAUAAAUACUUACUGAAUUCAUGAA
Molecule: messenger RNA, 1624 nt
Organism: Grammomys surdaster
Lineage: Eukaryota; Metazoa; Chordata; Mammalia; Rodentia; Muridae
Gene: Ufm1
Product: ubiquitin fold modifier 1
Exons: 6
Coding region: 43-300 (85 amino acids)
Biological process (GO): protein K69-linked ufmylation
Cellular component (GO): cytoplasm; nucleus
Source: RefSeq, a predicted model, not a curated record